AUUUAGUUUAAUGCAACACUCGAAAAAAAUUGUUAAAGUCUACAGUUUUUAACUAAAUUUAAUUGAAGUGAUCAAACCAAUUUUCUUGUGUUCUUUUAUCCGUUCCCUAUAAUGACACCCUUUCGCCAAUUUCUGGCUAUGAGCUUUUUGAAGUGGGCUUUGAUUAUGAUCCUGAUGUUAUGGAGCUUUUUUGUGUUUAUUAUUUAUAUUUCGAAAUUGAAUGUAGAGAAUGUAUUGGACUCCGAUUACAAGAUAACGCGACUGAAUCAAACGACAACCUCUACGGAACAAUCUGAGAAAAGGAAUGUCGAACUGGAGGCUUUAAUUGACGAAUAUUUAAGCGACAAAUCAAUACGGCCUGAACAAAAAUGGAAACUUAUCGAUGUCAUCGAGAGCAAGCUUGUGCCAUAUGCUGCAUUACGGAACAAAAUCAUCGAGCCUUCCGUCGAAUACGAGAAACUACGUCGGCGCGUUCAGAGCAACACACAAGAGAUGUGGAACUAUGUGAAUAGCGAAAUGAUCGAAUUGAAAAAAUUUGGUAACCCUGGGAGUGCAAAUUUUUCGGUGCAGAUUGAUGCAAUUAUAAAUGCGGCAGCUGAACAAAAGAACUCAUUGCUGCAUGACUUGGAUCAAUUGGCCGAAGUGGAUGGCUAUGAAGCCUGGAGAUUAAAAGAAGCCGCAGAAUUGAGUGAUUUGAUGCAGAGGCGAUUAUAUCAUCUACAAAAUCCAGAAGACUGUGGCAAAGCACAAAAGCUAAUGUGUCCUUUGGAAGUGGGUUGUGGUUAUGGCUGCGAACUCCAUCACGUCGUAUACUGCCUAGUAAUGGCCUACGCGACCGAACGAACUCUGAUAUUAAAUUCCAAAGGUUGGAGAUAUCACGAAGCUGGCUGGGAGGAUAUUUUUGAACCGAUAUCCGAUACAUGUCUCACAUCUGAGGGAGCAUCAUACGGCACAUGGUCUAACGACAUACAAAAUAUACAAGUGGCAAAACUUCCAAGGAUGGGUAAACUGAAUCCACAAACACCUUUCCUUCCACAGGUGAUACCAGAAGAUCUUGCACCACGUUUAACGCGUUUGCACGGCGAUCCAUUUGCAUGGUGGGUGGGACAGUUUCUAAAGUAUUUGCUUCGGAUGCAGCCGCAAACUCACAAUAUGGUGGACGCUCACCGUCAAAAAUUGGGUUUUACGAAACCAAUCGUUGGAGUCCACGUUCGUCGAACGGAUAAACUUACGCAAGUGAAAUCGCACAACGUGGAAGAGUAUAUGAUUUGGGUGGAAGACUACUUCAACAGGUUGGAAUUGUCUCAACCUGUGGUUAAGAGACGUGUUUUUCUGGCCACAGACGAUCCGAAAGUUAUUGAAGAAGCUCGCAAGAAAUAUCCAAAGUAUGACAUUAUCGGCGAUCCUGAUGUGGCUCGCAUAUCGGCUGUUGCGACUAGAUACUCCAACUCGUCAUUGAAUGGCAUUAUCUCAGACGCUCACUUAUUGUCAAUGUGUGAUUACGUAGUCUGUACAUUCAGUUCACAGAUUUGUCGUAUGGCUUACGAAUUUAUGCAAACGAUGUAUCCGGACGCUUCAAAUCGAUUCAAAUCGGUGGACACAAUUUACUAUUUCUAUGGCGAAAAGGUUCAUAAUCGAGAAGCGGUUAUUUCGCAUCGAGCUAAAAACACAAUCGAACUUUCCAUGAACGUAAGCGAUACGCUGAGAAUAUUCCAUAAUCUUGGCAACGGAUUUUCUCAGGGAAAAUCUCUACAGACAAAUCAGACCGGCAUAUUUCCGUCAUUUAAAGUUGUCAAUAAGGUUGAAACGGCUGACUUUCCAAAAUAUAUGAAUAUCAACUAGAAACAACUGA
Bradysia coprophila is the source of this 1852-nucleotide messenger RNA. RefSeq names its product alpha-(1,6)-fucosyltransferase-like. Gene Ontology annotation, biological process: protein N-linked glycosylation. The record is from RefSeq and is a predicted model, not a curated record. Gene Ontology annotation, molecular function: alpha-(1->6)-fucosyltransferase activity; protein binding. Lineage: Eukaryota; Metazoa; Arthropoda; Insecta; Diptera; Sciaridae.